Messenger RNA from Castor canadensis (American beaver), 965 nucleotides. The record is from RefSeq and is a predicted model, not a curated record. NCBI's taxonomy places the organism in Eukaryota, Metazoa, Chordata, Mammalia, Rodentia, Castoridae.
GCAAGAACUUCCACACCUAGCAGCCAAGACUGCCCCUGGCCUGGGCCAUGUACCCCAACCCUCUCAUCUACUGCACUUGCUGGGAUCCCUGGAACUCAGGGCCACGGAAACUAAUCAAGACCCCACAGCCCCCGGGCAAGACCUCAGUAGGGAGGUCCAAGCUAACGCCCCUCACACCAGCUUCAAAAGAACACAAUUACCUCCAAUCUCAACCAACAGCAAAACCUGUUACUACCCCAAAAGUGAAAGCCCAAUUAGGAAAGCAAGAAGAGAGCAGUAAAUCACCUUCCGAAGUGAUCAAUGUGUCACCUGGCUAUCAACUUGUUCGCAAUCGUGAGCAGAUUUUGGUCACCUUAGGGGAUGAGAUGUUCAAUAGGAAAAAGAAGGUGGAAUUUGAUAUCUUGGACACAGUCAGAUUUUCCAGGACCGGUAUUAUUUCUGACCUAGAGGAGCAAAUCUCACAGCUGACAGCAAUAAUAGAACAAAUGAACAGAGACCACCAGUCUGCCCAGAAAUUGCUCUCCAAUGAAAUGGACCUCCGCUGUGCUGAGAUGAAACAGAACUAUGAGAACAUGAACAGGGAGCUCUCAAAGGCUCACAAAUUGGAGCUUGGUGAGUUAGAGAACAAAUACAAGGAAGCCUUGAAGGCAGAGAAGUCAGCUGCGCAAGAGAAACUAGAGGAGCUAGGAAAGGAAUAUAAGUAUCUGAAGAAUAUGUUUCAUAUGUAUCAGGACAGCAUUUAUGACAAAAUGGAAGACACAUGGACAAAGCGGAAGGCAGAAUGGGAGAAGGAUGAGAAGUUGGAGCGGGAAAAGAUCCUGCUCCAACAAAAACAUAGGAUAGCAAAAAAGUUUGAGAUAGAAUCAGAAGAAGAAAAGAGGAAAAUAAAUGCAUCCUACUGUGCUGUCUUUGAGAACUUCAUCCGUGAAAAGGAGGUAACUCAGCCCAAAGCUCGUCAGUGUUGA